AUGCCACAUAUCAGUACCCAUCUGAGCUGCCUUUCAGUGUCACCCAUCAGUGCCAGCCAGUGCCACCUAUCAAUGCCAGUCAGUGCCACCUAUCAGUGCUGCCAAUCAGUGCCACCUAUCAGUGCCGGUCAGUGCCGCCUAUUAUUGCCAGUUAGUUCUGCCUAUCAGUGGCCCGUCAGUGCUGCCUAUCAGUGCCUCCUAACAGUGCCAGUCAGUGCCACCUAAAACUGCCAGUCAGUGCUGCCCAUCAGUGCCAGUCAGUGCCACCUAUCAGUGCCUCCUAUCAGUGCCGCCUAUCAGUGCCAUAUAUGAGUGCUGCCU
Messenger RNA from Staurois parvus, 321 nucleotides. NCBI's taxonomy places the organism in Eukaryota, Metazoa, Chordata, Amphibia, Anura, Ranidae. The record is from the annotation of a GenBank genome assembly.